AUGAAAAGCUUCUACGACAUCAUAGAAAUCGAGGAGACCGCAAAUUUUGACGACGUCAAAAAAGCGUAUUUUCGAUUUUUGCGCGCCGAGCAUCCGGAUAAAAAUCCCCAAAAUAAAUCAUCAUCAGCGACAGAACUCCUGAAAGCUGUAGGUCAAAUUUGGGAGCAAGUGAAGAGUAACCGAGUGAUCUACGAUAGUUGGCUCCGUGAGCAGAGACUAAGAGAGACGCAGGGAACGAUUGGAGAAACGAUUGAAUUAGAGAGAAAUCAAGAGAUUGAAGAGUACUGUCGCUGUGGGGCGGAGUUUAAUUUGACACAGGAGGAGGUAGAUCAAAUAAUCGACGUCGGGAUCUUCGAGUGCUCCUCGUGCUCUCUCUGCCUUGAAAUCCGUCGUCCAUAA
Molecule: messenger RNA, 399 nt
Organism: Caenorhabditis remanei
Lineage: Eukaryota; Metazoa; Nematoda; Chromadorea; Rhabditida; Rhabditidae
Exons: 3
Coding region: 1-399 (132 amino acids)
Source: RefSeq, a predicted model, not a curated record